Haliotis rubra (blacklip abalone) is the source of this 1398-nucleotide messenger RNA. RefSeq names its product protein FAM50A-like. NCBI's taxonomy places the organism in Eukaryota, Metazoa, Mollusca, Gastropoda, Lepetellida, Haliotidae. The record is from RefSeq and is a predicted model, not a curated record. The transcript has 6 exons. Gene Ontology annotation, biological process: chromatin organization. Gene Ontology annotation, cellular component: nucleus. The coding region runs from base 83 to 1135 and encodes 350 amino acids.
UGCGUACGCAGAUGUAGGCUAUUCCGGUAAAAACUUCCGGUUUCUUUGAGUGACGAAGCACCAUCAUCACUGACAAAACAAAAUGGCCACUUACAAAGGAGCGGCAUCUGAAGCAGGGAGGGCUCAGAUCCUCAUGAAGAAAAGACAGAAAGAACAAGAUGAAAUAGAAGCAAAGAAGAAAAAGAUUGAAGAGGAAUUAAAAAUUGGAAGCAUAAACAACAAAUUUGCCGCCCAUUAUGAUGCUGUAGAACAGACUCUCAAGUCCAACACUAUAGGUCUCGUGACUUUGGACGAGAUGCGAGCAAAACAGGAGAGUGUGGUCAAGGAGAGGGAGAAACAGUUGGCCAAGAAAAAUGCAGAGGCACGAGUAAUUGAACAACAGAAGGAGGACAAGAAACGAAAGGAACAGAGAAAAAUAACAAUGUUGUCAUUCGACCCUGAGGAAGAUCAGGAUGAUGAUGAAGACGAUGAGGAAGAAGAGGAAGAAGAGCCUCAAUCUGCUCUGGAACUCCCACCAUCUAUAGUUCUAGACAAGAGCAAGAAGAGGAGAUUAGGUAUGAACCCGGAGGUGGACACCAGCUUCCUACCUGACAGAGACAGAGAUGAGGAGGAAAACAAGAUGAGGGAACAGCUGCAACAGGAGUGGGAAGAGAAGCAGGCAAAGAUCAAGAACGAGGAGAUCGACAUCACCUACAGCUACUGGGACGGCUCAGGACAUCGGCGACAGGUACGCAUGAAGAAGGGCAACAGCAUACAGCAGUUCCUGCAGAAGUGCCUGGAGAAUCUGCGUCGAGAGUUCAACGACCUGAAGUCCAUCACAGUAGACCAGCUGAUGUACGUCAAGGAGGACCUCAUCAUUCCACACCAUUACCUAUUCUAUGACUUUAUCGUCACAAAGGCGAGAGGGAAGAGCGGAGCUUUGUUUAGUUUUGACGUUCAUGAAGAUGUUCGAAUGGUGAGUGAUGCUCGAGUAGAGAAGGAUGAAUCCCAUGCAGGGAAGGUUUGUCUCAGAAGCUGGUAUGAGAGGAACAAGCACAUCUUCCCUGCAAGUCGAUGGGAACCGUAUGACCCAGAGAAAAAGUGGGAUUCUUAUUCUAUUUCCGACAAAAAUGCUGCCAAGAUUACUGUGAAGUAGAAAUUCAAUUAUCAUACCAAACUUACUACCACAGGAGAUAUCACUUGUGAGAACUGUAUGAUCCAGUCAAAAAGUGGGAUUCGUGUUCUAUUUCUGACAAAAAUGCUGCCAAUAUUACAGCGAAGUAGAGAAUCGGUUAUCUUCCCCUCAGGAGAUGCCAAUUGUGUGAUAUCAACCACUACAAGAAAAUUGCAUCGCCAUGCAUUGCAGAUGGUUGGGACACUAUUGGUUUCCAUGACAACACAAUAAAAUAAGAUCACAAA